AUGAACGAGGUCCCUACCGUCUAUUCCUACGGGUCGCGCGCGAGUCCUGUCGACGACGACAACAACAACAACAACGAUGUUUUGCUUCCAUCUACAACGACGACGUUGUCAGCGCUGCGCAGCGACUAUCGAUUGGCUAGCCAUCAACGUCUCCACGCAACGCCAGCGUCGUUCGCAAGCCGUAGAUGCAAACACGCCCACUCGCCUUUGUCGACGCAGCACAUCGUUUCGCAAUCUGGCGGACUUGACACGCAGAUUGGGUGCAGCACUAACGCCUCGCCGUCCUCUCCCAGGAUACGCGAGCACAAUCCUACGUCGUGCAAUCGCGCGCCUGCGCUCUGGAUUCGCCGCCCCAGCGUCUCGUACGCGCGUUCUUGCCCGUAUGUCGGCAUUAACGUUGGCGUUGGCGUUGGCGUGCGUGCACGCGUUUCCGCCGCCGUUGCGCCCAUCUUUCGCGUUGAGUAUUCAUGGUUACGUUGGUAUAUUCGUGGUUGCGUUGGCAUUGGCGUUUACAUUUGCGUGCACACGUUGGCGUUUCUCUGCUCGAGCCGCCAGCAGGCCCCGGGAUUCGGAUUUGGAAUCGAUUAUUGGAUGGGCGGCAAGGCGUCGAGCUACACGGUGCCCACUACCCGUUGCCCACUACCCGUUGCCCACUACCCGUUGCCCACUACCCGUUGCCCACCACACGUUGCCAUAACCGUUGCCCGCCGCGCCAGACCCAACGUUCCACAUCGCACGUUCCACGUCCAGGCAUCCGCUCUGCAACAUGCGAACACAGCGCCUGCGCCAGCGCAAACGUUAACGCUUAAACGAAGGAAACGAAGACGAAAAUGA
Pleurotus ostreatus (oyster mushroom) is the source of this 834-nucleotide messenger RNA. RefSeq lists its product as uncharacterized. The transcript is spliced from 7 exons. The record is from RefSeq and is a predicted model, not a curated record. Bases 1 to 834 code for a protein of 277 amino acids. Lineage: Eukaryota; Fungi; Basidiomycota; Agaricomycetes; Agaricales; Pleurotaceae.